Molecule: messenger RNA, 1002 nt
Organism: Topomyia yanbarensis
Lineage: Eukaryota; Metazoa; Arthropoda; Insecta; Diptera; Culicidae
Exons: 3
Coding region: 215-868 (217 amino acids)
Source: RefSeq, a predicted model, not a curated record
AUCGGCGUUCACUGCGGAUAGCAAUCGAUCGACCAAUGAAACAGCGAUUAAAUAGAGAAAGAGAGAAUACCAUAAGAACCGAUUACUUCUGAUGGCUUCGUUUUCGAUCGUUGCCAGCCCACCAUCGUCAUAAUCAUCAUUGAUGGCAACGACGAUCGGUCGGGGACUUCGAAUCUAAUGAGGAUUGUGGUAGUGCUUAGUGCAUAUUUGGAAGAUGACCCAAAAGGAAGUGUUGCUCGCUGCCGUCGUAGUUAUUCUUCUAGUCACCGGGAUCGGUUUGGCAUCCGGGGACGACCUUUUUGGGUACAAGGAGGAUCCAGAAGACAAUCCUUCUCGAAUUAAUACCGAGGGUCGAGCUCCUAUCUACAUUCCGAACCAUUGCGGCGAAAACGAAAUCCUUUAUCCAGGGGACCGAGGCAAUGAUUGGGUCUGCGACUGCCGCCCAGCGCACGUUUACCAUCCUGCCACGCGUUCUUGCUUUCCGCUGUACACCAAAGCCUACUGCGAAAGUGGACAGUAUGUUGAAAUACCGAGCGGUGCUAAGUUGCCCCAGUGCACCGACAAUAUUUGCAAGGAGAGAGAAGUUCCGUACAAUGGAAAGUGCGUCUUGUUGAACAAAAACAACGAGGGAACCUGUCCAACGGUUCAGCGAAUUCGAUAUGUGAUCGGUGUCAACGAAACCACCCUGCAGCUAGGCUGUAUCGCUCAUGGUCCGAUUGACCUGAAGCGAGCCACGUCACAACGUGGAGACUACACCACUAUUGGCGAGCAGACGAUUCUAACCAAUGAGGGAACGAUACUAUUCCUGGCGGCGGUUAAGUGUGCCCCGGGAUCAGCUGCCCGGUUUAAUGGGACUUGUUCCGAGUGAUUUUUAAAAUUAAUUUGAUUGCCGUGGGCCUGGUUUGGUGUGGUGUAUGUCGUACUUCCUGACAAAUGAAGUCGUGGUCAUAGAAUUAUGGUAAACUAUCAAUAAAGCUAUAACUGAGCAAAUGAUCCAGACUA